ACGAGUGCUACUUAAGAAUUGUACUGGGCCAAGAACGUCUUCACAUUUUGUAAUCUCCAUCCGACGAAGGAGAGUGUACAUAUACACCGCAACGUAGCGUAGUGUCUGCACAUCAAUCAAUCGCAAGGAAUAUGAGGACUCUCAUUUACCAACGAGGAGUGGGUCUGAUGCGGUUAGGGUUCUUAAAGGCGGGUUACGGGCCUCUAUCAGGAAGUCGAAGCUUGAGCUCGGACGCUAUGAACAAAUUUCAAGCCCUAGAGGUCAAAGAGGCGGCUCCGUUUGUCUACCAAGUGAGCUUGAACCGCCCUGAGAAGAGGAACGCCCUCAACAAAACCAUGUGGCAUGAGAUUGGAGCCGUGUUUGAAGAGCUGGCCCAUGACGAGGAUUGUCGAGCCAUUGUUCUGACCGGAAACGGGCCCAUGUUCACGGCAGGAAUUGACCUGAAUGACCUCACGUCCUUGGCCUCCGUGGUCACGUCAGAUGACGACGUCGCCAAGAAAGCCAAGGUUCUGUACAAAACCAUUCGAGAUUAUCAGAUUCCGUUUAAUCGUUUGGAAGAGUGCUCUAAACCUGUGAUCGCGGCUGUUCAUAAUGCGUGCGUGGGCGGUGGGGUCGACUUGAUCACGGCCGCCGAUAUCCGAAUAUGUACCCAAGAUACCUAUUUCCAAGUCAAAGAAGUCGAUGUCGGUUUGGCUGCGGAUGUGGGCACUUUACAAAGACUGCCCAAGGUUCUCGGAAAUCAGAGUCUAGUCCGAGAGUUGUGCUUCACGGCCCGAAAGUUUCCCAGUGACGAGGCCAAACACGCCGGAUUCGUCAGUCAAGUUUAUCCGGACAAAGAAACAAUGCUCAACGAGGCCUUGAGUUUAGCGAAAGAGAUUGCAGAGAAGAGCCCAGUGGCGGUUCAGGGUACAAAAUCCAGCUUGAUUUACGCUCGGGACCACUCGGUUGAAGAUGGAUUGGAACAAAUUGCACGAUGGAAUAUGACUAUGCUGCAAAGCAAGGAUCUCAUGACGUCUGCCAUGGCCAUGAUGACGAAGCAAAAGGACCCCCCUACCUUUUCGAAAUUGUGAUGAACGAUGUCAGUGUCAUUGUUAAUCCCAAUGAUUUGAUCAAGAGCUAUUGC
Molecule: messenger RNA, 1123 nt
Organism: Tigriopus californicus
Lineage: Eukaryota; Metazoa; Arthropoda; Copepoda; Harpacticoida; Harpacticidae
Product: delta(3,5)-Delta(2,4)-dienoyl-CoA isomerase, mitochondrial-like
Exons: 8
Coding region: 132-1070 (312 amino acids)
Cellular component (GO): mitochondrion
Molecular function (GO): delta(3,5)-delta(2,4)-dienoyl-CoA isomerase activity
Source: RefSeq, a predicted model, not a curated record